Blepharisma stoltei is the source of this 5809-nucleotide messenger RNA. Lineage: Eukaryota; Ciliophora; Heterotrichea; Heterotrichida; Blepharismidae. The record is from the annotation of a GenBank genome assembly.
AUGUUCAGGUGGAUAUUCACGCGUGCCGCUCGUAUCCCAUCUCAAAGCUUGAUUUCACGAAAUUUGCUCACAAAGCCAAUCAAUUUUAAGUUUUCCACCACAGUCCCAGAUCUUGAAACAUCUGAUCAAGAUGGAGAACAAGACGGCAAGUACUGAGACGGUUCCUUCUCAUGACACCUGAACUAUAAAGUUUUUUUUGGCUAAAAAUUUUAAUAUAAUUUUUUAGAAAAUAAUAGACUAAAAUGGAUUGAAAUAGUAAAUAUGCAGUCUUUUCCAAGCAAAUUGACUAAUAAAGAUUAAAAAUAAUUAUAAAAUAGGCUAAAAAAAUAGUUGAUAAAAAUAGGAUAAAAAAAAUUAGUAUAAAAAAAUGCUAAAAAAAUAAGGAAAAAAAAUAUUCAGGUGUCAUGCGAUUAUAGACUGAGAGAAAUGGGAAAAAGGGAUUGAAGUUCUGAAUGAUGCGAAAAAGAAGUCUUUAACUGAAGAAGAAUAUUUGAAACUUUCCAAAGAAAUACCUUAUCUUGACGUACAAAGGCUAGAUCCAGAGUCAGCUGACGCUGUGAAAUUUUUAGUUGGAGAUUUGGCUAAUAGAGCUGAUGAUUUCUCUUUGCAUGGGGUAAUAGAACUCUCAUCUAAUAUAGCUAUGAAUGACACCCUCAACAUUGAACCGUAUAUUGUGCCUUACUGGCGAGUAGUGACUCAAUUUUUAUUGAAAAAAUACUCUGACUCCGCCCUUUAAAUUUGAACAAAAUCAAGUUCCAAUUUAAAGGGGGUUAAAUUUUUUUCUCUAUAAAAAAGUUUUAAAAAUUAAAACAAUGUAAAUUAACCUUAUUAUUUUUUGAAUUUUAAUUAAUUUUAUGAAGAAUUAAUAAUUCAAUGUCAAAACUGUUUUAAAUAAUAUUCUAUUUGCUUUUUUUUCCCAUUAAAUAUGUUAAAAAUAAUUUUAUAAUAAUAUUUCAUAUAUAAAAUUUCCUAUUGAAAAAAAAUUGUUCCAAAAUUAGUUUGUUCCAAUUUAAUGGGGAGAGAGUAAGCUAAAACUCCCAGAAAAAAUAUUUAUUAUCUCGCAUUAUUCAAUGAUCCCCUAUUAUGACGCAAAAAUCAAAGAGCUGAUUGACAAUAUAAUAGAGUCCUUAAAAUGGAUCCCACCUCAGGAAUAUGAAAAACUUCCACCUGUAGCUCUAUUUGGGACAGCACGUGCUCUCCGUCACAAAGGAUGGGGCGACACAUUGUUUAUUAAUACUUUAUGUGUGCUGGUUGUAAGAAAUAAGUAUUUCUGGGGCAUGAAUCCACGAAUAGUGUCCCAUUUCCUAAUCUUUUUAGAAGAAGAAAAGCACGAGGAGCACAUUCAAGUAUUGAUAAAAUGUACAGAAAAAGUCCUGACCAAAUGCAUCGAUAAAGGAAAAUUCAAUUCUUUAAAAUCCUCCACCAAGCUUGCACGAGAUAUCAUUGGUGCUGAGCAUGUUUCAAAAGAAUUUAAGCUCAAGGUUGAGCAGCAUUUUCUUAAUUUGAUUAACGACCGAAAUCAGCCAAAAAAUUUAGAUAUCUUGCUUGCAUGGCUCAACAUAUUUGCGAGACAUACAUUUCAGCUCCCAGAGCUUGAACAAAAACUAAAAGAUCUAAUUUUCGAGUUUUGGAAAGACGCGACUGAAAUUGAGCUCGCACACAUGGUUUGGCUUCUUUCACCAAAACUGAAUGACAAUGUCCAUCAUAUAAAAAUGCUUAUUAUUACGAUAGAAAAUAAAGUACGUAAAAGAAAUUGGACAGCUCCAGAGUAUUUAGAAGCUAUUAUGAUCGAGCUCAAUAACUCAAGGAUUGUAUACCCAAAACUGAUGAAAAUGCUUGAAGACAUUGCGUUUGGAAUGCUAGAGGACCCAGAAACCAAUCCAGAAGACAUUCUGAAGAUAAUCUCAUGCUUUCCACCACAAAUGACAAAUAACCCCAAAUUUCAUGAAAAAGCUGCAGAGAGGUUGGCUAACAUAAAUUAUGAGGCACUUGGUCAAGCACAGGUAGCAACCCUACACCCCCCCCCCCCCCCUUUUUUAAUGGUACCCCCACCCCCCCCUUUUAGUGGCACCCCCACCCCCCUUUUCACAGAUGGCACCCCCACCCCCCCCUUAAUAUAGUAUAGAUAUAUCACAAAUGCUAAUUUAGAGCAGGCAUAAUAAAUAAAUUAUUAUUUUAGAUAUUAAAAAUUACUGAUUUAUACAAUAUCAUAUAGCGUAGCGCAAUCGAUUAAGGAGUAGUGAAAAUUUCCUAUAACUACUAAGAACCCCACAUCUGAAGAAAUUUGCUGACAAGCAUAAUGAUCUUUGGUAUUAAUUAGCAGUAUAUCCUGUAUAUAUUUAUGAACUUUGUGGAACAAUGGCUAAAGAGUCCAUUUAGAGAUCUAAAAGUAAAACUGACAAUAGCAAAUACUAUUUUUAUUAGCACAUUGCUUUUCAAAUGAAAGAGAUGCUCUAUAUAAGUUAGGCAAUAGAGAAUAAGAUAUGGAAUGCUAUAAAUAAGCUAUCAGAGUUGAUCCAAAUUAUGCUGAUGCAUACAAUAGCAUAGGAGUUAUCUUUUAUAAAGAAAAGAGUUAUGAAAAAACACUAAAACAUUGUAACGAUGCAAUUAAAAAAUUCAAACUGUGAAGUAUUAUUAUUAUUAUAAUAAAAGAAAUGCUCUUACUCCCCCACUCUUUAAAAUCGGAACGAAAUAUAGGUAAAAUUUCCACUUUUUUGGUAAAUUAACCCCCUUUAAAUUGAAACAAAAUUUAAUUUUAUAAUAAAAAAUUAUAAUAAUUUUUAUGUAAAAGGUUUUGAUAUAAGUUAAAUGUUUCUUCUUAACUAAAAUCAAAAAUUUAGUUAUAUCUUGUUCUUGUUUAAAGAAAAGAGUAUAAAGAUCAUCUUAUUUAAAUAAAUUUAUUAUCCUUAAUUGCUAAAUUUUUCAAAAAAAUUUUUAUUCUUUUUUGAUAAAAAUGAUAUUUUUUAUUUAAAUAGUUUUGAUAUAAAUUCAAUAAGAAUUCAUUAUAAAUUUUAAAUUUUACUAAUUUCUUGCUUUAUUUUAAAGAAUAGAGUAUAAAUAGCAUAUUAUUUAAACAAAAUUAGCACUUUGAUCGAUAAAUUUUCUAAAAUUUUUUGUUUUUAAAUAUUUUUUAUCAAUAAAAAUAAUAAUUUUUGUGUAAAUAAUUUUGAUACCAAUUAAUAGUGGCGUAUUAACUAAUAAUGAAAAUUUAGUUAUAUCUUGCUUUGUUUUAAAAGAUAAAGAGUAAAUAGCAUUUUAUUAAACAAAUUUAUUAAUCUAAUUCGAUAAGUUUUUGAAUUUUUAUAUAAAUUUUUUUUAUAAAAAAAAAUUUUAUAUUGAUAUUUUUUUUUAAAAAAAAAAAUUAACCCCCCUUUAAAUUGGAACAAAAUUUUUUGUUCCAAAUUUAAAUGGGGGAGUUAGAUAGUUAGGAAGAAGAGAAGAAGUUUUGGAAUGCUAUAAAAAACAAUCAAAAAAGAAUAAUGGCAACUCAAGAUGUGAUAUAGGCAUGGUAUGUAAGAAAAUAUGAAUAUAAAUUAAUACUUGAAUUCGCAAAAAUUUUAUUUUAUGAAUUGAUUACUUUUUAAACCUAUUAUUUAAGCUAAUUAUCCAUCUUCUGCAUAUCCUGCAUUAGCUCAUAUUACAUCCAUCUUGAAGUUACCUACACUGUAUUCAUCUUCGCUGCACUCUGUAGUUAUUGUAUUGUGCUUGAUUCAUUUAAUAAUUACUGACAUUAUCAAUAUCUUUGGCAUUGUAUUUAUAAAUAUAAAAAACAAAUUUAAUAUAUUUCCUAAUUAAUUUUUAAUUAAUUUGAAUUUAUUAAUUAAUCGCAAUUAUUAAAGCAAUUUAUAGACUUCAUUUAUCAAUAUAGCGCUUUAAUUGGAUUAUAUUUAAAAUAUUCUUUUUGAGGGGGGUGGGGGGGGUGGGGGUGGGGGUGGGGGUGGGGGUGGGGUGGGGGUGGGGGUGGGGGGGGGGGGUGGGGGUGGGGGUGGGGGUGGGGGUGGGGGUGGGGGUGGGGGGUGGGGUGGGGGUGGGGGUGGGGGGUGGGGGGGGGGUGGGGGUGGGGGUGGGGGUGGGGGUGGGGGUGGGGGUGGGGGUGGGGGUGGGGGGUGGGGGGGGGGUGGGGGUGUAGGGUUGCUACCUAUGCUUGACCAGACACUAGUUGAUGAAAGACAAGAAGAAAUUAGAGACGAAUACGAAGAAAUGAAACGCAAUGAAGUUACUAAUAUUGAAAUUGAGGAAGAAGACCUUGAACACCAGAUUUACGGAUAUGCAAAAAACCUCAGUCAAGAUGAAGAAACUGCCAGAAUGAAAGAACUUAAAAAAAUUAUGGAGAAGAAUAAGAAAGACAAUUUUUAUGGAUUCAACAGCAGGCAGGAGCUAAUAAAAAUAAUUGAAGAAUCUAUUACAGAAGAAAGGAUAUAUAGUUUAGCAUAUUUAUUAGAUUUAAUAACGACUGUGUAUGAAAACAAGUAUUUGCAGAAACCUGAAAUAAUUGAAAAAUUUGAAGGAGAGAUGAUAGAUAAAAUUGUGAUGCUGAAUGAGUUUAAUAUGUUUCGGCCAAUUUUUGCAUUUUUAAGGCUAAAUUGUGCAUCUAUCGCAUUUUAUAAUAGAUGCAUAGAAGUUUUGAACUUGUCCAUGCAAAAUUUCGCACCAAUGCCUACUGCCAGAGCUACUCUUGCAUUUGGAAUGAUCGGAAAAGAAGAAUUUUUCAUGCAAAUGCUACAGAAAAUCAGGAAGUUUAUAACAAGCAAUGAGAUGGUAAGAGUUCAGACCAAUUUUGGAGUGGUUUUUAGGUUCAGAGGAGUGAUGAGCGCAUUUUUUAGGUUUGACGAGAAUUUCCCUGCGUUUGCUCUAGCAGAAAUGGUAUGGGGGCUGGCUGCUUUUGAAAUUAAAGAUCGAGAGAUUUGGAAUGAAAAACUUUAUCAAAUUUUGUUAGAACUUCCAGGAGUUGAUAUAGACUUAAGGCUAAAUAAGUGAAGCAGGGCUAGAGACUAUAGUGAUAAGGAGCAAACACGCUGCCUUGAUCCUUUUGAUUAUGGACUAUUAAUGCAGGCACUAGCUUUAAAUCCUCCCCAGGGUGCAAAGCAUAAAGUAUUUUUGAACAAAUUGAAAAAUUUAGUCAAGGGGAAAUCAGAAAAUUUUAUCAAAAAAAUGGGAUUCCGCGCAGAUAUUAGACCUGGGUUCCUUGAAAGUGUAAAAGAGGUAGCUAACUCCCCCCGUGAGCGAACAAAACCAUUAGAAAAAUGCCUAUUUUUUGCCUAAAAAACCACCCUCCGUGAGCAAACAAAAAUUUUUACGGAAAAAAAUUUAUAUAGUUGAUAAUUAGUAUAAUGAAAUCUCUGCUAAUUCUGUUUUUAAAAAAAAUCGCAUUUAAAACAUAAAUUUUACAAAUUAAAUUAAUAUUUGCUUUCUAAUUUUUGCGAAUUAGGAAUUUUUAAAUUUCGAUAAAAAAAAUUAACCCCUCCGCGAACGAACAAUUUUUUUUGUCGCACACGGAGGGAGUAAGAAUUUGCAUUUUGAUAUUGAUGACAGGGAAAGACACUUUUUAGGUAUGAAGCUUGAUUUGAAGCUCGGGCAAAAGGAAAUACUUUUAUAUGACAAAGAUCAUUACUUAUAUAAAAGCAAUGGGUAUGAGAGCAGGACUGGAGAAAAAGAUAUGUUUAAAUACUGGAUUAUGAAGAAAAACAUAUUGAAAGCUGCUGAUAUACCGUUUAUAGAGAUUUAUCAAGGAGAAUGGGAAAAGAUGCUGCCUGAAGAGCAAGAAGAGUUUUUACAUAAUGAAUACAAAAAGAAAGCCAAAAAAGAAUAA